CCGUUCUUUUCGGUGGUGGCUCCGGGAGAGCGGUGCCCAGCGGUCCGGAUGGAGCAGCCCGCGAUGGAGAACGAGGCCGAGCCAGUGGCAGGACCGGAUCCGGAGCUGGCGGCCACGAUGGGUUUCUCAGGCUUCGGAAAGAAAGCACGGACAUUUGACUUCAAUGCAAUGUUUGAGCAAACUCGAAGAACUGCUGUAGAACGAAGUAGAAAAAUUCUUGAAGAGCGUGAGAAAGAGGCAGCUGAGAAAGAAGAAGAACUUGCAUGCCAGCAUGGAGGUGCUGAUUCAUCAACUGCAGGAUCACAUCCAAGAGAAAAAAUAUCUUCCAGAGAUUUGUCUAGUAGCGAAAGCGAAGCCAGUCUGGAUGAAGAUGAAGAACUUGUUGGUCCGCCUUUACCCCCCAAAGAGCCAGUUGAUGAUUCCGAUGAGGAGAUGAUUGGCCCACCACUUCCUCCCGGCUACAAGAGCGAAGAGGAUGACGAUGAUGAGGACGACGAUGAUGAGAGUACCCAGGAAGAAGAUGAGGAUCCUGUGAAGAAGAUUCCCGAUUCACAUGAAAUUACGCUGCACCAUGGCACAAAAACAGUCUCUGCUUUAGGAUUGGAUCCAUCAGGUGCUCGUUUGAUAACUGGAGGCUAUGACUAUGAUGUUAAAUUUUGGGAUUUUGCUGGAAUGGACGCAUCUCUUCAGGCUUUUAGAUCUCUGCAACCAUGUGAAUGUCACCAGAUAAAGUCUUUGCAGUAUAGCAGCACUGGAGAUGUCAUUCUUGUUGUUGCGGGUAAUUCUCAAGCUAAGGUCCUUGAUAGAGAUGGCUUUCCUGUGAUGGAGUGUGUGAAAGGAGACCAGUAUAUUGUAGACAUGGCAAACACUAAGGGACACACAGCAAUGCUUAAUGCAGGCUGUUGGCAUCCAAAAAUAAAAGAGGAGUUUUUAACAUGUUCCAAUGAUGGGACUGUAAGAACAUGGGAUGUCACAAAUGACAAAAAGCACAAAACUGUGUUUAAACCACGUUCAGCUCAAGGUAAAAGGGUGAUUCCAACAAGCUGCACCUACAGCAGAGAUGGUAAACUCAUUGCAGCUGGCUGCCAAGAUGGGUCCAUCCAGAUUUGGGAUAGGAAUAUGAAUGUUCACACCAAGUUUCACUGCAGGCAAGCACAUGCUCCAGGCACUGACACAUCAUGUUUGACAUUUUCCUAUAAUGGUACCGUUCUUGCCAGUCGGGGAGGUGAUGAUACCUUAAAAACCUGGGACAUCAGACAAUUUAAAGCACCUCUUAAUUCUGUCAGUGGCCUACCUAGUUUCUUCCCCAUGACCGACUGUUGUUUCAGCCCGGAUGAUAAAUUACUUGUUACUGGUAUUUCUGUUAAGAAAGGACAUGGCAAUGCAAAACUUCUCUUUUUUGAUCGGGAGACAUUUAAAAAAAUGUAUGAGAUCGAUGUCACAGAUGCGAGCGUCGUUCGGUGUCUCUGGCAUCCUAAAUUGAACCAAAUUAUGGUUGGAACAGGAAAUGGAUUAGCAAAAGUAUACUAUGAUCCCUUCAAAAGUCAAAGGGGAGCAAAGCUGUGUGUUGUGAAGACCAAAAGAAAAGAGAGACAAGCAGAGACUCUCACACAAGACUAUAUUAUAACACCUCAUGCACUUCCAAUGUUCCGUGAACCACGUCAGCGAAGUACAAGAAAGCAGUUGGAAAAGGACAGAAUGGAUCCUGUGAAAUCUCACAAGCCAGAACCUCCAGUAGCAGGACCAGGACGUGGUGGCCGUGUUGGGACUCACGGUGGUACUCUGUCUUCAUACAUAGUGAAGAAUAUUGCCUUGGAUAAAACCGAUGAUAGCAAUCCUCGAGAGGCUAUUUUGCGGCAUGCAAAGGAAGCAGAGGAAAGUCCCUACUGGGUCGCUCCAGCAUAUUCUAAAACCCAGCCAAAAACAGUUUUUGCAGAAGUAGAAUCCGAUGAAGAUGAAACAGAUGACAAGCCAGAGUGGAAAAAACGUAAAAUUUGAAGAAUUUAAAUUGGAGGAGCUUCACAGGGGAUUUGGGACAAAGAUGAAUUCUUUUUCCUUAUGCAAAAGAAGUGAAAUUACUGCAAGCAAAAUGCUUUUAUGCACAGGAAUAUUUCACCCCUUUGAAAGACUGUAAUUGCCAUAAAGCAAAAUAGAAUUGUUUAGCAUAAAGUCUGUAUUUUAUUAAAUAACUAAAGUCCUAAAUAAAAAAUAAACAUUGAUUUCAUCAAAA
This is a messenger RNA of Candoia aspera, 2230 nucleotides long. RefSeq names its product WD repeat domain 70 (gene WDR70). Gene Ontology annotation, cellular component: site of double-strand break; nucleus. The record is from RefSeq and is a predicted model, not a curated record. The transcript is spliced from 18 exons. Lineage: Eukaryota; Metazoa; Chordata; Lepidosauria; Squamata; Candoiidae. Gene Ontology annotation, molecular function: protein binding. The coding region runs from base 49 to 1998 and encodes 649 amino acids.